AUGCCGACAAUUCUACCAUUCUUUCUAUUCAACAUCCUAAUUCUAGUACCAAUGUCUGUCUCAGAUUCUAACACCCUUCUCCAAUGUCUUUCUCUCUAUUCACAACCUUCUCAUCCAAUCUCUGAACUCAUCUAUUUCCCUAACAACCCUUCAUAUUCACUCAUCUUAAACUCCUACAUCAGAAACCUUAGAUUCAACACAUCCACUACUCCUAAACCAUUUUUCAUCCUCACCCCAUCUCAUGUUUCCCACAUCCAAGCAUCAAUCUUGUGCUGCAAGAAAUUUAACCUAGAAAUCAGAAUAAGAAGCGGUGGUCAUGACUAUGAUGGUCUUUCAUAUGUUUCGGAUUCGUCUUUCGUUGUUCUUGAUAUGUUCUUGCUUAGAUCAGUGGUUGUUGACUUAAGAGAUGAAACUUUGUGGGUUGAAUCUGGAGCAACAGUUGGUGAGGUUUAUUAUAGGAUUGCUGAGAAGAGUAAAGUUCAUGGCUUUCCUGCUGGGGUUUGUCCGACUGUUGGUGUUGGUGGUCAUUUUAGUGGUGGUGGAUAUGGUAACAUGAUGAGGAGAUUUGGGUUGUCUGUUGAUAAUAUUUUGGAUGCGGAAAUUGUGGAUGUUAAUGGAAGAUUACUUGAUAGGGAAUCUAUGGGGGAAGAUCUUUUUUGGGCUAUUAGAGGCGGUGGUGGAGCGAGUUUUGGUGUUAUUGUUUCUUGGAAGAUUAAGUUGGUUUCUGUGCCUGAGAUUGUUACUGUUUUUAGAGUUGAGAAAACAUUGGAACAAGGGGGUGGUGAUGUUGUUCAUCGGUGGCAAUAUGUUGCUGAUAAGAUGCAUGAUGGAUUGUUUAUUAGAGUUGUGAUUAGUCCUGCAAAGAGAAAAGGUAAGAAAACUGUUAAGGCUAAGUUCAAUGCUUUGUUUCUUGGUAAUGCAGGUGAGUUGCUUGAUGUAAUGAGUGAGGGAUUUCCUGAAUUGGGUUUGGUUGGUGAACAGUGUAUUGAAAUGAGUUGGAUUGAUUCUGUGUUGUUUUGGUAUAACUAUCCGGUGGGGACUUCGACUGAUGUUUUGCUCGAAAGACAUUCAUCACAAGAGAAGUUCUUGAAGAGGAAAUCAGAUUACGUGCAGAAGCCGAUUUCUGAAAUUGAUCUUGAUGGUAUAUGGAAGAAGAUGAUGGAACUAGGAAAGGUUUCACUUACAUUCAAUCCUUAUGGUGGGAAAAUGAGUGAGAUUUCGGAGGUGGAAACACCGUUCCCACAUAGAGCUGGUAACAUAUAUAAAAUUCAGUACUCGGUAAGUUGGAAAGAAGAAGGUAAUGAUGUUGUGAAUCAGUAUUUAGAUCGGAUUCGAAAGCUCUAUGAUUACAUGACUCCAUAUGUGUCCAAGUCACCUAGAAGCUCAUAUUUAAACUACAGAGAUGUUGAUUUAGGUGUCAAUGGAGAUGGGGAUGUUGGUUAUGAAGAAGCAAGUAUUUGGGGUAAGAAGUAUUUCAAAAGAAACUUUGAUAGGCUUGUAGAGGUGAAAACUGCAAUUGAUCCAAACAAUUUUUUCAGAUAUGAACAAAGUAUCCCAUCACUUGCAGUUGCAUCUGAGACUAGUAUUAUGGCAGAAUAG
Molecule: messenger RNA, 1599 nt
Organism: Vicia faba (fava bean)
Lineage: Eukaryota; Viridiplantae; Streptophyta; Magnoliopsida; Fabales; Fabaceae
Source: the annotation of a GenBank genome assembly